Messenger RNA from Penicillium manginii, 954 nucleotides. Its product is annotated as SDR family oxidoreductase. Gene Ontology annotation, molecular function: oxidoreductase activity, acting on the CH-OH group of donors, NAD or NADP as acceptor. The transcript is spliced from 6 exons. NCBI's taxonomy places the organism in Eukaryota, Fungi, Ascomycota, Eurotiomycetes, Eurotiales, Aspergillaceae. The record is from RefSeq and is a predicted model, not a curated record. The coding region runs from base 1 to 954 and encodes 317 amino acids.
AUGGUCAAGGUACUUCUUACAGGUGGCAGUGGCUUCAUCGCUGCUCAUAUUGUCGAUAUUCUUCUGGAACAUGGCUUUGACACGGUAGUGACUGUCCGAUCGGAAGAAAAAGGGAAACGAAUUCUCGAGGCCCAUCCCAACACGCCCAAGGACAAACUAUCGUACGUGAUUGUCAAGGACGUUGCCCAAGAGGGAGCAUUCAAUGAGGCUGUCAAAUCUGAUCCUCCCUUUGAUUAUGUUCUACAUACUGCCUCGCCGUUCCAUUUCAAUGUCCAAGAUCCAGUGAAAGACUUCUUGGACCCCGCGAUUAAAGGAACUACCGGAAUACUCAAAGCCAUCAAAUCCUACGCCCCAUCAGUCAAACGAGUCGUCAUCACAUCUUCCUUCGCCGCAAUUUUACCUGGAGAGGAAGCCACCGACCACUCAAAGGUUUAUCGGGCAAGCAAGACCUUUGCCGAGAAGGCCGCAUGGGACUUUGUUGCGAAGGAAAAGCCAAACUUCGACAUUGCAACCAUCAACCCACCCCUGGUACUUGGACCAGUUGUUCAUUAUUUGAACUCUCUGGAAGCUAUCAACACAUCUAACCAGCGGGUACGCAAUAUAAUCCAAGGACAAAUGAAGGAACAGAUUGCUCCAUCGGGUACAUACCUUUGGGUUGAUGUUCGUGAUGUUGCACUUGCGCAUGUUCGAGCCAUCGAAGUCGAGAAGGCAGGCGGCCAGAGAUUUUUCGUCACUGCUGGCUAUUUCUCCAACAAGGAUAUCGUCGAAAACAUCCGUCAGAGUCACCCUAAGUUGGAGUCAAACCUUCCCCCAAGUGACUCACCUAGUGAUCUCCCUGAGAACAUCUAUAAGAUCGACAACACGCGUUCGCAAGAAGUCCUGGGCCUGAAAUAUCGGCCGUUGAAGGAGACAAUAUCAGAUACCGUUGAAUCGCUUCUUACUGUGGGAGUUUAG